Molecule: messenger RNA, 2279 nt
Organism: Liolophura sinensis
Lineage: Eukaryota; Metazoa; Mollusca; Polyplacophora; Chitonida; Chitonidae
Exons: 4
Coding region: 90-1037 (315 amino acids)
Source: RefSeq, a predicted model, not a curated record
GUAACCAGGAUGUUCUGUGCUUCGGGAGUAAGGGAACAUGUACGUAGAAAUAGAAAAUAUAAGACAAACUGCAGCCUUGCAUAUAUGACAUGCACGCCUGUACAAUGAUGGAGUCGAUUUUCGUAGCUGUUCUAUGGAUUGUUGGAGUUGUCCCAACAGUUUCUCAAUUACCGGCCAACGCCAACGAUUACUUCUUACUCAAACUUCAUGGGGAACUUGUUGUCAUGAACUUCCACUUUCGUCAAAUGGAACGAAAAUUUAACGACAGUAAAGCUAAGGUUGAUUUCCUGGAAGCAGAAGUACGGCGUUUGAAAAUGGGGAAUGGGGGAAAUCCGAAAAUGGCCGGCGGCGUCUGUGCAUUGUGCAAAACCCAGCUAGAAAAUUUAGAGGCUGGACUCCUCGUGGAGAAGUGGAGGUCUUCUCAAGCAGACGAGGCACUGGAAAACUUCAAAGAUCGCCUUGGAACGCUGGUCCAAGCUGUGGAAUCCACCGAAGAUCUUCUUCAGGCGGUGACUCAACUGGAAGAAAUGGUUGAAUUCACCCAAUAUAUAGCUGAAAAUUGCACUGAACGUAUAAAGGAGAUUGAACAUAGGGAACAAACUCGUUGGUACGUCCGUGGAGGUCGUGUGAAUACAGACGACACUGUUUCCCGUGCUGACUGUUCACCGGGAACUGUGGUGGAAUGUACGUGUAGCCAUGAAUCGGAAACAUGUGACGGUGUCGAAGUUGACGGACGGAGCUGUUAUGCUGCGAAAAGUGGCUAUCGGCCUGGCCCUUCUGAAAUAUGGGCCAGGGCGGUGUGUGAAGAAGAUGAACGCUAUCAAGUGGUGAGUUCACCGGUUGAUGGUUAUAACGGGAACCCAUUGGCUAAAUGCCCUCCAGGUACCCAGGUGACCAGGUGCUGGCUUCGUAACAGGUGGAUGCACGAGAAGUACAUUCGUACAAUUAAAGAUGUUUCCAACAAUACUUGCAAACCAGAGCCCGGAUGUGAGGUUAGGAAAAGGUGCAGGAUUCAAGCAUUGUGUAAGAUGAACUGAAGGCGUGUGCUGUGGUACCACUGGCUGAUUCUUCUGCCAGAGGUGGUUGGUCAAAAAAGAACUAAAGAACCUAGGGUGGCUUCCACGGCCUUUGUCACUUGUUAUAGUCUGAAGACGGCCUAGGAUGGCCUCCACGGCCUUUGUCAAUUGUCAUUGUCUGAAGACGGCCUAGGGUGGCCUUGGAUGUAUAGCUUCUACAGCCUCGGUCGCUUGAAUUACAGUUCCAAGGCGAUUCCACAGUGUCUUCCAGAUCAGAAACUGUCUGCAGAUGUGGACGACUUCCAAAGUUUGUGCCAACUGCGACACCGUCUGAAAACAAUCUGUAAUGCCUGUCCAGUUUUGUUACCUCUCUUACAACGUUCCGACGGCGUUGACGCCUUGAAUAGACGCCGACUUUUCCACCACGAGUCCAACCUCCAGUUUUGCCCCCUAGGUUGUACAGAAUAGGCAGACGCCUUCUGUUGUCAAAUUCUGGAUUUAACUGGUGAUAAGUGCGCCCACUGAACGUAAAAACUCACGCGUGAGCCUUUUUCUAAGCCAAGACGUUUGCUUUCCCUGACUGGAACAGCCUGUACAUACACGUUUCAACUGAAUUUAGACGAAUGAAUGCCUCACACAGACCCAUCCCUGUGUCGCGUUCGAAAUGGCUGCAGAUAUCUGCAAAGUCGCCUUCAACAACCAUCUCUGUUCAUGCUACAGUGUAUGUGUCUAUGUGGUUUAGGAAACGCCUGAACAUGUUCCGUGCCAUCCUGGCCAACCAAAGAGGUUCCACAGUGACAAUAUUGCUUUUCCUAAUUUCUUUGAUCUACUAUUUUGUGAGACGAAUGAAUCGAUGGUGGAAAAUAAAAUGUAGGAGCAGCUAGAGUUUAGAAUUCGUCACAAUAGGGUUUGGAACAUGUACGAAAAGAGAUGAGUUUAGGGGGAUGGUGACUGGGGGAGACUACCUCACUCAUUUCUCUACAAGGUAGAAUGAUGUCCACAUUAAGUAAUGAGAAUAAAGACAAUCCAUUUCUUUUCCGCUUUAUGUGAAACUGUUAUGACAUAUGGACGAAAAGACCAAAGCUGUACAAGUGUCAAAUUAUUUAUACACAUUAUUAUUGCUAUGAUAUGUUGCUGAAUCCUAAAUGACUGAAGAACUACCGUCACUUUACCAUUCAUGUGUAAUAAAUCAUUUAUAAACUAGGUAUUGCUGUAGAAAUAAAUUCCCGAAUGGGACGGAUUAACAAGAUUAUUAAAGACAUG